Messenger RNA from Chelmon rostratus (copperband butterflyfish), 1814 nucleotides. RefSeq names its product phosphohistidine phosphatase 1 (gene phpt1). Gene Ontology annotation, molecular function: protein histidine phosphatase activity. Gene Ontology annotation, cellular component: cytosol. NCBI's taxonomy places the organism in Eukaryota, Metazoa, Chordata, Actinopteri, Chaetodontiformes, Chaetodontidae. Gene Ontology annotation, biological process: peptidyl-histidine dephosphorylation. The coding region runs from base 210 to 596 and encodes 128 amino acids. The transcript is spliced from 3 exons. The record is from RefSeq and is a predicted model, not a curated record.
GUUGCAUCAUGUCGGAGCAGGCACAACGGCGGACGAGUUUUUCCCAAUUGUAGAGAGUUCAUGUGACUUUAUUCACAUUUACAUUAAAAAAAACAGCGGUUUACAGAGUCCCGAAGCUUUCUGCGCAGACAGACACGGAGUCUGUAAAGAAAACACAAGCAUUUUAUCUGCUAGCUUGUGUGCUAGCGUUGUCGCUGGGGAGCUCGGAGAUGUGCACACAGACGAAGGCUGCGGCUCUGAUGGCCAACAUCCCGCAGGCAGACAUCGACCCGUCCGGCGUCUUCAAGUACGUCCUCAUCAGAGUUCACAGCAGAGAGACGGGAGACGACUCGGAGGUAGAUAUAGUCCGAGGAUACGGCUGGGCUGAGUACCAUGCUGAUAUCUAUGAUAAGGUUUCAGAGGAGCUGGAAAAGAGCGGCGACCUGGACUGUGAGUGUAUCGGAGGAGGGAGGAUCAGACAUGAUUCCCAAGCCAAGAAAAUCCACGUCUAUGGAUACUCCAUGGGAUUUGGAAGAGCGAACCACGCAGUAACUACUGAGAAACUGAAGGCUUGGUAUCCAGACUAUGAGGUGACCUGGGACAAUGAAGGAUAUUGAGCUGAUCUACGCCCUUUCUCCUGGACUAACGAUGCACUUACAUUUCUGUAACCCCUCAUGAGAACGCAGAGUCAUUAAAGACUGAGACUGACAUACAGCAACAAGUCUGAUUAGGGAAAAGGCCUUUUUUGAGGUUACUUUAUGUUGCAGUUUGAGUAAAGAAAGAGCAAGCUGCUGUUUUUCACAUUUGUACUCUAUUUGGAUCUAAAACUAAUACAUGAUUAUCUUGCAUGGCGACAUAGUCACUCACUGACUUGUUUUAGAGUCACGUAGCCUCAUUGAUGGGAUCUAAUCAAUAAGAUAUGUUGUAAAGUGAUCCUUAAAUGCUUUGUCAUGAUGUAUGGUUCAUAAAUGAAAUCUGCUUCUUAAGCUGUGUGCAUACAGUACUGUGUUCCUUCUGUUGCAGAGCAGAAUAAUGAGAGGGCCCUCCAUUGUUUCUUAUCUUACUGUUGGCCAACAGCAUGUGUGUUCCUGGCAGCCACCAGACUGUAAACUGCUGCUGAAUGUUGUGGCCUGUGAUAAGAUAAGACCAAAUGAACUUGAUGAUUGUCCAACCGGUGUGCUUAAGAGUUUUGAAAUCAUGAUCUGUACUGCUGAUGUUGCCAGUGAGAGGAUAUGAUGAGAUUUAGUACAUCUAGAUAUUAAACCUUUUUUUUAUUUAUUUUGCAGGCAGUGCAACAAGCUGUAAACACAACAUUGACUAUAUUAACUAUAUGUCCAUGUGUUAGCUGACCAGCUAGCCAGUCACCAGCAGACACAGUCAAAUGUCAGCAUUCAUUCACUCAGUUGCCAGCUUUAAGUCUAGUAAUUACUCCUGUUGGCAUUUUUAAAUAUCCACUAACCCCUGAGAGAAAUAUCUGGCUCUACAGCUGCUCUACUGUCGUCACCAGCUAACUUUAUCUGUCUGCUGUUUGAUGCUGGGCAGGUAGCGUUCAUGGGGGUUUCAGCAAACAACGGCAUACGAAACUGAAUCCAAACAGUAAAGCUGCAGACUGUAAAACUAAAACAACUUGUUGGAAAACACUAAAAGGCUCUGUGGAUAUUUUAGUACAAAGACUGGAAGCAGGAAAACUGUUAGUGUAGCUCGCUCAGAGGUGUAAAAUAUGCCCUCCAACUCAAAAACUGUUCCACUUAUGUUUCAAAUUGUUGCCAGUAAGAUGGUUCCCAAUAUAGUUAUUCUAAAAAAAAAAAAAGCAGCCAAGUUGCAUUCGCUGUACA